Molecule: messenger RNA, 1644 nt
Organism: Malurus melanocephalus (red-backed fairy wren)
Lineage: Eukaryota; Metazoa; Chordata; Aves; Passeriformes; Maluridae
Gene: LRRC52
Product: leucine rich repeat containing 52
Exons: 2
Coding region: 677-1570 (297 amino acids)
Cellular component (GO): voltage-gated potassium channel complex
Molecular function (GO): transmembrane transporter binding; voltage-gated potassium channel activity; potassium channel activator activity
Source: RefSeq, a predicted model, not a curated record
CCAGAAUGUUCUCCAGGCUGCGCAGACUAUCAGACUAUACCCACAGCAGAGCUCCAGCCCUCUUAGCAUCUUCAUGGCAUCUCUGGACCCACUGCAACAGCUCCACAUCUUGUGCUGAGGUCCCCAGAUCUGAAUGUGCUGCUCCAGUUGGGGUAGAACCUCCUGCCUCCUGCAAGGAGACACCACCAGUCCAGCACAGCAUUGCACAGACAGGGCUCUUGCCUAUCAGUAUCAGCACCUUUUGCAGUAUGACACCAUUUCUGACAGAAUUUGGACUGCUGAUGCUCUUCCUACACAGUUCUGAUGCUCCCAUCCCACCCACAGCUUCCUGCACCUCCACUCAUCUGGAAGCAGCUCAGCGAGGUCACAGCACUGUUUCCGAAAAGCAGCUUCUGCAAGCCACUGACAUCACAUCACAGAGGUGUCACCUGGUGUCACCUGGCACCGAGUGUGAGACAGAGACACUCCAGCCACUGUUCUGCACUUGCCARUGUAAAAGCCAGGCUCAGUUUCCAGCUGGGCACUCUGCCAAGGGCUCAGGUGAGCCACGGACACAAAGUGCUUCCYGACAGCCUUGCAGCUGGGCACCUCCUCGGCAUGGCUGGGAGGGUAAUGCAGCUUCCACAGGGCUGCUYGCAGUCCACAAAGGGCUAAGUGGCCUGGAAGGUCUCAAACCAUGUCUCCUUUGGGAAGGCCAUGGUCCCUGAGCCUCAUAUUCCUUUUGGRGAUGGGGAUGGCACCAGAGGGGAUCAACUGCCCGAGCAGGUGUAGCUGUCAGUACCUGGAGGUGAACUGCACCGGGCAGCAUUUGCAGGAGUUCCCUGUGGACAUCCCUCUGGACACCAGGCAGCUGAUUCUGGCAGCAAACAAUAUCUCAUAUCUGCCGGCAGUGGAAUUGAGCUUCCUGGCUGAUUUGGUCUAUCUGGACUGCAGAAAGAACCUCCUGGGGGAUGACCUGGAUUUCACUUUCAUUGGCGUGGCCAAACUUGUCUAUCUGGACCUCAGCUUCAACAACCUCACACAGGUCACCUUCARCACCUUCUCCCACCUCCUCAGCCUGGUGGUGCUGAAGAUCUCGGACAAUCCCAACCUUGUGGCCAUUGAGAAGGAUGCUUUCUCCAACAACACCUGGCUAAGGCACCUGGAUGUGAGCCGGACGGGCUUAACCUUCCUGGACACCAGCACCGUCCAGGACUUGCCCAACCUGAGGCUUCUGGGGCUCAGUGAGAAYCUGUGGCACUGCAACUGUUCCUUUCUGGACUUCAUCACCUGGAUGACGGACAGCAAUGUGCAUUUUCCAGAUGCUGACAACAUCACCUGCUACACCCCAGCAGGCCUGCAUGCCCUCAGGAUGCCAGCAGCAGAGGCAAAGCUCCACUUCAGCUGCCUGACCCAGCUGUCCAAGCAAGAUUAUGUCUUUCUGUGCCUCGUUGGUUUCUGCAUAUUUCUGGCUGGCACCAUGGCAGCCUGGCUGGCCGGCAUCUGUGCUGUCAUCUACCAAGUCCAUACCUCAAAGGGAGAAGAAGAGGAGGAGGAGGAGGAGGAGGAGGAGGAAGACACAGCCCCUUAGGAUCAGCCCUUCUGAACUCCCAUUGUGGGAACUCCCUUCCUGCCUGAUUUCACACAUGUUGUCCCACCCUAGUU